Hyaena hyaena (striped hyena) is the source of this 1587-nucleotide messenger RNA. It is a transcript of the gene HTR1E, whose product is annotated as 5-hydroxytryptamine receptor 1E. Gene Ontology annotation, biological process: chemical synaptic transmission; G protein-coupled receptor signaling pathway, coupled to cyclic nucleotide second messenger. The coding region runs from base 182 to 1279 and encodes 365 amino acids. Gene Ontology annotation, cellular component: dendrite; plasma membrane. The record is from RefSeq and is a predicted model, not a curated record. The transcript has a single exon. Gene Ontology annotation, molecular function: neurotransmitter receptor activity; G protein-coupled serotonin receptor activity. Lineage: Eukaryota; Metazoa; Chordata; Mammalia; Carnivora; Hyaenidae.
UCCACUCAGAAGAAAUGCUGUGGUGCUUCCUUUUACCCCACACAAAAUGGAACAUAAAAAACGACAUAGCUGAACAAACUAUAGUCUUCUUAUAAAUGAAAGGCACCGAAGUCUGAGUAGUUUCCAACUGAGGGAAAAUAACCAACAGCUUCUCCACGGUGUAGAUUGAAACAGGGAAAACAUGAAUAUCACUAACUGUACCACAGAAGCCAGUGUGGCUGGGAGACCCAAGACCAUCACUGAGAAGAUGCUCAUUUCCAUGACUCUGGUGAUCAUCACCACCUUGACCAUGUUGCUGAAUUUAGCUGUGAUCAUGGCCAUCUGUACCACCAAGAAGCUCCACCAGCCUGCCAACUACCUGAUCUGUUCUCUGGCCGUGACGGACCUCCUGGUGGCCGUGCUGGUCAUGCCCCUGAGCAUCAUGUACAUCGUCAUGGACAGCUGGAAACUAGGUUACUUCAUCUGUGAGGUAUGGCUGAGUGUGGACAUGACCUGCUGCACCUGCUCCAUCCUCCAUCUCUGUGUGAUUGCCCUGGACAGGUACUGGGCCAUCACGAAUGCUAUUGAGUAUGCCAGGAAGAGGACAGCCAAGAGGGCUGGACUGAUGAUCCUCACCGUCUGGACCAUCUCCAUCUUCAUCUCCAUGCCCCCUCUGUUCUGGAGAAGCCACCGCCAACUCAGCCCACCUCCCAGUCAGUGCACAAUCCAGCAUGACCAUGUCAUCUACACUAUUUACUCCACACUCGGGGCAUUUUAUAUCCCCUUGACUUUGAUACUUAUUCUGUAUUACCGGAUUUACCAUGCAGCCAAGAGCCUUUACCAGAAAAGAGGAUCAAGCCGACACUUAAGCAACAGAAGCACUGAUAGCCAAAAUUCUUUUGCGAGUUGUAAACUUACACAGACUUUCUGUGUGUCUGAUUUCUCCACCUCAGACCCUACCACAGAGUUUGAGAAGAUUCACACCUCUAUCAGGAUCCCUUCUUUCGACAAUGAUCUAGAUCAUCCUGGAGAACGGCAGCAAAUCUCUAGCACCAGGGAGCGCAAAGCAGCACGAAUCCUAGGACUGAUUUUGGGUGCAUUCAUUUUGUCGUGGCUGCCGUUUUUCAUCAAAGAGUUGAUUGUUGGUCUGAGCAUCUAUACAGUGUCCUCUGAAGUGGCUGAUUUUUUGACGUGGCUUGGUUACAUUAAUUCUCUGAUCAAUCCUCUGCUCUACACAAGUUUUAAUGAAGACUUUAAGCUGGCUUUUAAAAAGCUCAUUAAGUGCCGAGAACAUACUUAGAUUGCAAACAGCCAAAAGGCAUUACUUUUACCAGCUUGUGAGUGGACAUGGGUAAGGGGUGCAACUUAUUAAUUUGUGAACAUAGUUGGUUCAGGGAAGUUUGUAAGUUAGUGCGGUCUUUUUGUUUGUUUUGUUCUGUUUUGUUUGAAGUUUGUUAUUUGGUGUGCCGUUUUCUACCUCUGGUUUUAUUUGUGGUACAUGAUUUCAAAUAAACAUUAUCAUAUAAAGACAGAAAUGUCAUAGAAGUAAUAAUAAGGUGAAAUAGUAACUACUAUUUUUAGCCCUUUCAGUUAAUCCUGCCAUUAAAG